AUGGAGUCCAACUGCUCUGUGGACCUGUGGGCGGAGCCUAUGGACGUGUUCAAUUUCAGCAACACCUCGUUCCUGGAUUUGGACGAGCUGGACUCGACGUUCACGUGGAAAGAGUACCUAAAGAUGAGUGUCUACCUAGUUACCAUCGUGGCCGCACUGGUUGGCAACUUCGCGGUCAUCGUGACCGUGGUGACCAACCGCGUGAUGCGCACCACCAUCAACUACUACCUGCUCAACCUCGCGGUCGCCGACACACUCAUAUGCAUCUUCUGCAUGUGGGUGCACUUCGUCAACAGCCUGUCCACAUUCUACGUGCUCGGAUCCUUCAUGUGCCGCUUCGAGGGCUUCGCAAAGAGUGAGCAUCCUUCUCAGUUUACAUCACUCGUUUUCGCGAUGACGGUCAAGUGA
Molecule: messenger RNA, 408 nt
Organism: Dermacentor andersoni
Lineage: Eukaryota; Metazoa; Arthropoda; Arachnida; Ixodida; Ixodidae
Source: RefSeq, a predicted model, not a curated record